GUAUUUGCAGCACAGUUCAUUAUGCGCGAAGAAGACCAGAGUUACACCCCGCUUUCCCAGGGGAAAACGCUCAUGUUUUCGCCCUAGAUACCUGCCUUCUCCCAUGAUGAGGCUGCACGGCAGUGUGUUAACGUUAAAUCAGCUGCAAAACCCGGAGGGCUGAGUGGAUGCGGUGUCCUUUACCAGCGCAUCCUGUCUACAUGUCUACUGAUGAGCAGAGGAGAUGACAGACUUGUAUGGCAUAAAAUUCACCCAGGAGUGAAGAACCACCCGCACCGACAAGCGUGAAAGAGAUCUGGAAGAUGUCAUCGUGGCUAGACUGAGGCUAGCCUGGUCUAAGACUUAAGUAACGUUAAUUACGUUGGCGCACGUAUCCGGGCCAGUUGGACUGGACUGAUAGGUGGAGGGAGGGUUAGCUGUGCUGUGGCAUUGAUGGCUGCACCUCGGUGUCUAUUUGUCUGUGCAGCUCUUAGAUACUAGCUACGACUCUGACUCCAUAUUUCUAGCUGCUAAAAUUGUGAAAUAGUGUUUUAGUAGCAGUUUUAAUUCGUAAGGAUAACUCAAACCCUAGUUGUGUCGUGUAGGUUCUGUUUACAUCUCCAUCCAUGGUUACUGUUAGCAUCUAGCUUAAGCCUAACCAGGCGUUCACGCCACUGACUCGCACUGCGCCUGUCAAUAUGCAUACUCGUUAGUACAGUCCUUAUCACACAAGGUUUUGAUGCAGGUUAUAUGGUUUAUUGGUGCUAUAAGAGCACGGGGGCGCUGAGAUAGGCCACCUGUGGACUGUCACAGGCUUCAUGUCCAGGUUUUUCCGUGAACGAAAACUAGCUGGGAUUAAGUAUUACUGACUGGACCAUCAACAGAAAGUACAAGUCCAGUUGCAAAGACCUGUAAAGGCAGGUUUUACGCACAAGCGCACCUGUCAUUCAUUCAUAGUGCAGCCGAAAGGGAGAUACCCGCAUCAUGGAUUUGAACGACAGCACUUCAUUGGCCGAACUUAUGGCCAGAUACCAGUCCACUGAAACUGGGUACCGGGUGCCAAAGGAUGGAUGGAGGAUCUGUCUGGCUCACGAGUUCAAAGAGAAAAGAACACCGUUACAGGCCAAAAACGUGUCACUCUCCGACAUAGCCAAACACAUUGGCUUGGGGCUCAGGUAUCUAAAAUGGUGGUACAAGAAAACACAGGUGGAAAAGAAGGCACCCUUUAUCGACAUGUUUCGGCCAUUGCCUCUGAGGCAAAUUUAUGGUGCACCUCUUGGUGGUAUUGGGGGAGGUACCAUUACCCGUGGAUGGAAGGGAGAAUUUUGUAGGUGGCAGCUCAACCCAGGAAUGUACCACUACAAAACAGUUAUUGCUGACCAGUUUACAGUGUGUCUGCGUAGAGACAGUGGGACAAUUUACCAGCAGGUGUUGUCUACUGAGCACCCUCACACGCUGCAGGGUUGGAACUGGGGUUACUGUGGCGAAUAUGGCUUUUACCAUGCUCUGUACCCUCGAGCCUGGACCGUCUACCAUCUGCCUGGCCAGAAUGUCACGCUCACCUGCAGGCAGGUGUCACCUGUCAUUCCACAUGAAUACAAGGACUCCAGUCUUCCUGUUGCUGUGUUUGUGUGGGAUAUAGAGAACAAGAAUGACUAUGCAUUGGAUGUCUCCAUCAUGUUUACCAUGGUCAAUGGGUCAGGCCACAAAGACGAUAAAAGCGGGGGUCACUGGAAUGAACCAUUCAACUUGGAAAAGGAGGGAGAGUCUGUGUCUGGGGUUUUGCUCCACCACUGCACUUCUGUGAAUCCUUACACUCUAUGCCUGGCAGCGCGAAAACAGUCUGACAGAGAGAUCAGCUAUCAGACUGCAUUCAGUCCAAAGGGCACCUGCAGCGCUCUGUGGAGUGACUUCAUUAAAGAUGGCCGGUUGGACUCACCUGAGGGUCCCAGCCCUCCCACACAAAAAGGAGAGACCGUGGCAGCUGCACUGGCAGCGGGCUGCUCUGUGGCUGCUCAAGGACACAACAGUGUAGAGUUUAGUCUGGCCUGGGACAUGCCAAAAAUGACUUUUGGCUCAAGAGAGAAGGAACACAGGAGACGAUAUACCCGUUACUAUGGCACCAAAGGGGACGCAGGCCCUUCUCUCUCUCACUACGCACUUACACACUACAAAAACUGGGAGAAGAGCAUUGAGGAAUGGCAGAGACCCAUUUUGGAAGAUAGUUCUCUUCCUUCCUGGUAUAAAUCAGCUUUAUUUAAUGAGCUAUACUUUGUUGUGGAUGGUGGAACUGUAUGGGUGGAGCUUCCUGAGGACUGUGAUGUCAGUGGAGGGCUCCGCCCUCAAGAAGGUGGUCUUCCAGCCCAGCCCCCUAUCAUCAAGGAGUAUGGCCGCUUUGCUUAUUUAGAGGGUCAGGAGUACAGGAUGUACAACACAUAUGACGUGCACUUUUAUGCUUCUUUUGCACUCAUCAUGCUCUGGCCCAAACUGGCUUUGAGUCUGCAGUAUGAUAUGGCUGGCAGUGUGGUGCAGCAUGACCCCACAGAAAGGAUGAAUCUAAUGACUGGUAGAUGCUCAGCAGUGAAGACCCAGAAUGUAGUGCCUCAUGACAUUGGGGACCCAGAUGAUGAGCCUUGGACGCACCUCAAUGCUUACCAGAUUUACGACACAGCUGACUGGAAAGACCUGAACUUGAAGUUUGUUCUACAGGUUUACCGUGACUACCACCUAACUCAAGAUACACAGUACCUGCAGGAUAUGUGGCCCAUAUGUCAGGCAGUUAUGGAGGCUGAAUUGAAGUUUGAUAAGGAUGGGGAUGGGCUGAUAGAGAACUCCGGCUAUGCUGACCAGACUUACGAUGGAUGGACUGUGACAGGACCCAGUGCAUACUGCGGGGGUCUGUGGAUAGCCUCUGUUUGUGUAAUGUGUAAGAUGGCACAACGUCUGAAGAGUGAUUCUGUAUACGAACGCUACCGAGACAUCUUGGAGCGAGGUAGCGCAGCCUUUGAUAAGCUACUGUGGAAUGGCAAGUACUAUAACUAUGACAGCAGCGGGCGAAGCCUGUCGAACAGCAUUAUGUCUGACCAGUGUGCAGGUUAUUGGUUCCUGAGGGCAUCUGGACUGGGAAAUGACGAGCUCCAGACUUUCCCUAAGGAGAAGAUCCGUAGUGCUCUUAAAUCUGUGUUUGAUUUUAAUGUGAUGAGCUUUGGUGGGGGGCAGAUAGGAGCUGUGAAUGGAAUGAGACCAGAGGGGGUGCCUGAUCGCUCCAGCAUCCAAUCAGAUGAAGUCUGGGUUGGUGUAGUCUAUGGAUUGGCAGCUACUAUGAUUUAUGAGGACAUGCUGGAGGAGGGCCUGCACACUGCUGAAGGUUGUUACCGGACAGUGUGGGAACGAGCAGGAAUGGCUUUUCAGACUCCUGAGGCAUACUGUGAGAAGGGAAUCUAUCGCUCUCUGGCCUACAUGAGACCUCUCAGCAUCUGGGCCAUGCAACUGGCCCUGGACAAAACUGGCCAAAGCUACAGACCCAGACAGCCAUCAAAUUCCUGAGGAGACACAGGGGCUCAAUGAAGUCAUUAAAGAUAACUGCUGUUUUCUUUUGCACAUAAGCUCUCUGACCCCAACACAUGUUACACUUUGUAUAAAUUCAAAUGUGAAUUAAAACUGACGUUUACUCACUGAAGAUGCAUGUGUAUGUAGCAAUUUUGAGUUUAGUUUUGUGAAUGUGGAUGCUUCCAUUUGGGGUACCAGGUUUUACAGACACACAAUAUUCCCCUCAGACAAACUGAUCAAGGCUUUGGUCAAAGUAAUGAGAACUAGACAGCCAAGGCAUGCGUUUGUUUAGCUACUUCUAAAGAUAGUGUGAGGGCUAAUGAACUUGAAAUUACUUUGCUGUGAUUUAUGAUUCAUUCCUGUGUGAGGUAGCGUCCAUCUGCAACUUUGACUCUUUAUCUUAAACAUACAGAUUUUAAAUAAACAAAUAGACCAACUUGAGUUACUUUUUAAGACCUGAAUGAUUUUGAAUGCUUGCUGUACUCAGUAUAACUGUUGCAGUCCACUAGGUGGCAUAAUAUCACCAUUCAAUAUGAUAUGCAAACUGAAAAACAGUUUGCAUAUUGCACAACUGUAGACUUGUAGAUGUUACUGUUUCUUCAAUGGACAACAUUAGGUAAUCAAAUAUCAACAGGGCUGAAGGCUAAUUUAAGUGUCCCGUUUGAUCUAUUCCCUUUCAUAUUUUGCUACUAUGUAAAACUGAAACUAUGUGUUUUAAGUACUUGCCAAUACUGAUUCUUACACCAUAAUAAAUAACCUACUUAGAAUCAA
This is a messenger RNA of Colossoma macropomum (tambaqui), 4299 nucleotides long. It is a transcript of the gene gba2, whose product is annotated as glucosidase, beta (bile acid) 2. The transcript is spliced from 16 exons. The coding region runs from base 964 to 3525 and encodes 853 amino acids. Gene Ontology annotation, biological process: glucosylceramide catabolic process; carbohydrate metabolic process; central nervous system development. Gene Ontology annotation, molecular function: beta-glucosidase activity; glucosylceramidase activity. NCBI's taxonomy places the organism in Eukaryota, Metazoa, Chordata, Actinopteri, Characiformes, Serrasalmidae. Gene Ontology annotation, cellular component: membrane. The record is from RefSeq and is a predicted model, not a curated record.